AUGACACAGGAGUACGACAACAAACGGCCAGUGUUGGUUCUUCAGAAUGAAGCACUUUAUUCACAGCGGCGUUCCUAUACUAGUGAGGAUGAAGCCUGGAAGUCUUUCCUGGAAAACCCGCUCACUGCAGCAACCAAAGCGAUGAUGAGUAUCAAUGGCGAUGAGGACAGUGCUGCCGCGCUGGGCUUGCUCUAUGACUACUACAAGGUUCCGAGAGAGAGAAGGUCAUCAGCAGCAAAGGCAGAUGUUGAGCACCCUGAGCCGGACCAUAGCAAAAGAAACAUAGCAAACGUGACGGAGCAGCCCCUCAUCUCUGCCGGCGAAAACAGGGUGCAGGUGCUGAAGAACGUGCCCUUCAACAUCGUCCUCCCCCACGGCAACCAGCUGGGCAUCGACAAGAGAGGACAUCCGGCAGCCCCCGACACCACGGUCACCGUCUCCAUCGCGGCGGUGCCCACCCACUGCAUCAAGACGGAAAGCCAGCCCCACGGCUUCGCUGUGGGCGUCCCCCCAGCAGUGUAUCACCCCGAGCCCACGGAGCGUGUGGUGGUUUUCGACCGGAACCUGAACGCUGACCAGUUUGGCUCCGGCACUCAACCCCCAAACGCGCAAAGGCGCACUCCAGACUCUACCUUCUCGGAGACCUUCAAGGAAGGCGUCCAGGAGGUUUUCUUCCCCUCGGAUCUCAGUCUGCGGAUGCCUGGCAUGAAUUCAGAGGACUAUGUUUUUGACAGUGUUUCUGGGAACAACUUUGAAUACACCCUGGAAGCCUCCAAAUCGCUCCGACAGAAGCCGGGAGACAGCACCAUGACGUACCUGAACAAAGGCCAGUUCUACCCCGUCACACUGAAGGAAGUGAGCGGCAGCGAGGGCGUCCACCACCCCAUCAGCAAAGUCCGAAGUGUGAUCAUGGUGGUUUUUGCUGAGGAUAAGAGCAGAGAAGACCAGCUGAGGCACUGGAAAUAUUGGCACUCGCGGCAGCACACGGCAAAACAAAGGUGUAUUGACAUAGCUGACUACAAAGAAAGCUUCAACACCAUCAGCAACAUUGAGGAGAUCGCUUAUAAUGCCAUUUCUUUCACUUGGGACAUUAACGAUGAAGCAAAGGUUUUCAUCUCUGUGAACUGCUUGAGCACAGACUUCUCUUCUCAGAAGGGUGUGAAGGGGUUGCCUCUGAACAUCCAAAUUGACACCUACAGUUAUAACAACCGCAGCAACAAGCCUGUGCAUCGGGCAUACUGCCAGAUAAAGGUCUUCUGUGACAAGGGAGCUGAACGGAAGAUCAGAGAUGAAGAACGAAAACAAAGCAAAAGAAAAGGCAAGUGCACUGACCCCAGCUCCCAGUUGAACGCCUUUUCCGACGUCAAAGUGCCGCUUCUUCCAUCUCACAAGCGCAUGGACAUCACGGUUUUCAAGCCCUUCAUUGAUCUCGACACCCAGCCUGUCCUCUUCAUCCCCGAUGUGCACUUUGCCAGUCUUCAGCGGGGUGCUCACGUCCUUCCCAUUGCCUCAGAAGAACUGGAGGGUGAAGGGUCCAGCCUGAAGAGGGGGCCGUACAGCUCGGAAGACGACUUUGUGAUCCCGCCUCCUGCUAAGCUGACCCGGGUAGAAGAACCAAAGAGAGUGCUUCUCUAUGUGCGGAAGGAGUCAGAAGAAGUCUUCGAUGCCCUGAUGCUCAAGACUCCAUCCUUGAAAGGCCUGAUGGAAGCUAUCUCUGACAAAUACGAUGUUCCCCAAGAAAAGAUUGGGAAAAUCUUCAAGAAAUGUAAAAAAGGGAUCCUGGUGAACAUGGACGACAAUAUCGUGAAGCAUUAUUCCAACGAAGACACCUUCCAGCUGCAGAUGGAAGAGUCUGGGGGAUCGUUCAAGCUCACCCUCACUGAGAUCUGA
This is a messenger RNA of Rangifer tarandus platyrhynchus (Svalbard reindeer), 1890 nucleotides long. The record is from the annotation of a GenBank genome assembly. NCBI's taxonomy places the organism in Eukaryota, Metazoa, Chordata, Mammalia, Artiodactyla, Cervidae.